Molecule: messenger RNA, 993 nt
Organism: Sphenostylis stenocarpa
Lineage: Eukaryota; Viridiplantae; Streptophyta; Magnoliopsida; Fabales; Fabaceae
Source: the annotation of a GenBank genome assembly
AUGGCGCGUACACCCUUCACUUCAUUCCCCUUCUUCUUCGUUACACUUCUGUCAAUUCUCCACCUUUCGCGCUGCAAGACCCUAAAGCGUGAUGUUAAGGCUUUGAACGAGAUCAAGGCUUCUCUUGGGUGGAGAGUGGUGUAUGCGUGGGUCGGUGAUGACCCUUGUGGAGAUGGGGAUCUUCCUCCUUGGUCUGGUGUCACGUGUUCCACUGUCGGUGAUUAUCGUGUCGUCACCGAGCUUGAGGUGUAUGCUGUGUCGAUUGUGGGACCUUUUCCUACUGCAGUUACCAGCUUGCUGGAUCUUACACGGCUUGAUCUUCACAAUAACAAGUUGACAGGGCCUAUUCCUCCUCAAAUUGGACGGUUGAAGCGUCUAAAAAUACUAAAUUUGAGGUGGAACAAACUGCAGGAUGCAAUUCCUCCAGAAAUUGGUGAGCUUAAAAGUUUAACACAUCUGUACCUAAGCUUCAACAAUUUCAAAGGAGAAAUUCCCAAGGAGCUAGCAAAUCUGCCAGACCUUCGCUAUCUUUAUCUCCAUGAAAACCGUUUAACUGGAAGAAUACCACCAGAGUUGGGCACUCUGCAAAACCUUCGGCACUUGGAUGCAGGUAACAAUCAUUUGGUGGGUACCAUGAGGGAACUCAUUCGCGUUGAAGGUUGCUUUCCAGCGCUACGCAAUCUGUACCUGUCCUACAACAAAAUGUCAGGAGUUAUACCAUCUAGCAUUGCUCAUAUUCCUAAAUUGACAUACUUGUAUUUGGAUCACAAUCAGUUUUCAGGGAGAAUUCCUGAUCCCUUCUACAAGCAUCCAUUUUUGAAGGAAAUGUACAUCGAAGCAAAUGCAUUCCGGCCUGGUGUGAAGCCCAUUGGUUUUCAUAAAGUGCUUGAAGAAAUGAAAAAUGAAUCCUUGUUGGACUCUCUAAUGAGAGCAUUUGCUUCAUUUAGGAUAGUGGCAAAUGAAUACCUGUUGGAAUCUCUAUUGAAGACAUAA